UGUGCAUAACUGCUUUGAGUGUGGUUAAAACAGCACGCUUGUAUGUGCUAACAUAUGCUAGCGGGUGAAUGCUCACACCUGUGAUGUUUUGGAAGUUUCUUUGUGCAAAUUUUACUGACGCCAUCAAACAAAUAGUUAUCUUGCAGCUGUUUCCUUGCAUAUUUUUUCACCUAUUCAAGUUUUUCUUUGUGGAUGAAUGUGUAGAUACCCAUCAAUCUUUCACCUGAGCUCAUUCAUAUUUUGAGAAAUGUAUUUGGGUGUGCAAAAUGUAAUUCCAUUAUUUAUAUUCUGGAAACGAUUACUACUUUAGUUAUUACUUCAUUACUUUACUGUUAAAUGGCAUGGCAUUUCCUCCACUUUCCCACAAUUGGCUAUGAAUGAUGUCAAUCAAUGCUAUGGGCGUGGUUUGCAUCCCAGCUGUUUCCCGUGACUUGAUGGGUGAGAUGGUGUUAUAGGGAAAGAGAGAAGGAUGCAGUGUUUGCUGCAUUACACUCAGGCGUUGGUGAAGGAACACAGACACAAAGUGGGGAAGACGGGGGCAGGCAGGUGCUAGAUUGGUUGAGUGUGGUUUCUCUCAAGCUUGCUUAUUCAGGUGCUAAAACAGAAGGGAAAAGGAAAUAGAUGUAGAGAAGGGGGCGAGUAGACGAUCAAAAAACCACUGAGUAGUUUGUGUGUGUGUGCAUGUGUGUUUUUGUGUGUGUGUGUAUCUGAGCGUGUGUGUAUGUGUGUGUGUGUGUGCGCGCGUGUGUGAGUGUGUGCGUGUGUGUACGCGCGCGCGCACACAGUCAGGGGCAGGCCCACCUACUCUUAUUUUGAGGUCUAGAGAAAAGUAAGGUAGACACAGAAAGAGAGACAAGCGCCUGAACCUCUUGAUAGAGGCUUCAGUCAGAACAAGUCACUGUUUUGGUGAAAGAGAGCAAAGUUUCAGUGUCAGAAAAAACAGAGAAUAUAGAGAUCAAGGGUAAGAAGGAAAAGUCAAGAAGACCAGAAGAAAUUGAAGUGAAGACAUGAGAGCUCAGAUUGAGGUGAUUCCCUGCAAGAUCUGUGGUGACAAGUCAUCAGGAGUACAUUAUGGAGUCAUCACCUGUGAGGGCUGCAAGGGCUUCUUCCGGAGGAGUCAGCAGUCCAGCGUGUCGUACUCCUGCUCGCGCCAGAGCAACUGCCCCAUCGACCGCACGAGCCGCAACCGCUGCCAGAGCUGCCGGCUGCAGAAGUGCGUGGCCCAGGGCAUGAGUCGAGACGCUGUGAAGUUUGGUCGCAUGUCGAAGCGGCAGCGGGACUCUCUCUUUGCUGAGGUGGAGAGGCACCGGCAGCAGCAGCAGCAGCUCCAGGCCAGCCCUGACGAGGCCCCGCCCACUCUGCCGUACCACAGCAAGGAGCCCCGUGACCGCUCGCCGCACCUGGACCAGCCUGCCGCUCCAGCCUACCCCUUCCACAUGGAACCAGAGCUUCCCUCCUGCCCUCCUGACAUGCACGUCUACUUGGGCUGCUCCCAAGGAAAGUCCCCGGCUCUGGCCUCGGCCUACAGGCACUCGCUCAUGUUACCGGUGCCCAGCUCACAGAGCCGGGGGGACUGCGGUGGCCAGGGAGAGGGGAGAGGACAGAGGUUUAAAGUGUUUGAUUCUCAGCAGCGGUCCCCUGAUCAGCCUGGGCUGGGAAUGUCCAGAGGGGACAUUGGGGUGAAUUAUGAGGACAUCUUCUGCCCCUACCCCACGUCGUCGCUGCUGCACAUAGAGGAGGUGUGUGCCAGCAUCGUGCGCUCUCACCGGGAGACCAGCCAGUACCGGGUGGAGGAGCUGCAGGCCCUGAGGUGGAAGGUCUUCAGCAGAGAGGAGAUCCACGCCUACCAGAGCAAGUCGGUGGAUGAGAUGUGGCAGCACUGCGCGCUCAGGCUGACGGACGCGGUGCAGUACGUGGUGGAGUUCGCCAAGCACAUCCCAGGGUUCCGCCAGCUCUGUCAGAACGACCAAAUCGUCCUGCUCAAGUCCGGCUCAAUGGAGGUGGUUCUGGUGAGGAUGAGCAGAAUGUUUAAUACAGAGAACAGUACAGUCUUCUUUGACGGGAAGUUUGCCGGCAAAGAGCUUUUCAAGUCCCUGGCCUGCAAUGACCUGAUAACUUCAGUGUUUGACCUUGCACACAGCCUGUGUGCUCUGCGGCUGACUGAACAGCAGGUGGCGCUCUUCAGUGCCCUGGUGCUCAUCAAUGAAGAUCGCCCAUGCCUGGAGGAGAGGGGUAGAGUUGAGAGAGCGAGGAAAGAGGUGGAGCUGGCUUUCAACCACACUCUGCGCAGAGAUAACCAGGAGGCUCUACUGCACAAGCUCUACCAGAAGGUGGCGAUGUUGAAAUCCCUGUGCAGUCUACACAUUGAGAAACUACGCUGGUUCCGGCAGCUCUAUCCUCUCACUGUGCACUCCCUCUUCCCUCCCCUAUAUAAAGAGCUGUUUGGCUCAGACUCAGACAUGCCCCCUCUGGCCACACACUGAACUGCAUCAUGGAUCCCCCCAGUCACAUGUACUUCUACUGACAGUGUUACUCAGAUUUUGACAUUUUACUUGAAGACGCAUUGAUUUUUUUGUUGCUGUCAGUACACUUGCCAUGUGGAAGGUUAUUUGAUAUCUGAUGUAAAUCUGCUGUUGCUAAACAUUGACAUAUAUAAAUGACAAUUUACACACACAUACACACAGACACGCACAUGCACAAACACAUACAUAUGCAAGCACAUGCACAUUAAGUGGUAAAAAGGUGAUCCAAUCAAUGUGUCUACCUGCUGUGUAAUUAUAUUUUUGUAAUUCAGAAAAAUGAAAAUAGUUGCAUUUAUAAUACAUAGUAGGAUGAGAACUGAUAUUGAAAUUAUUUUUAUUGAAAGAUAAUUUUAUAGGGUUAAAUGUUUUGUGAAGUAAUUAUUCAGGUAUUUGAAGGCUUUGAUUGAUUGCAGAAAAAAUGUAUUGAAUUUGCAGAAAAUGUUUUAAGCAAUUUUGGGAAUGAUAAUCUUGCUGAUUAUAUUUGAUAGUGAUAAGAUGUGUUUUACUGUGUAUGAGGGUAUGCUUCUGUGAAUGUGAGUGUCUGGCUCCUUUCUUGAGCAAAUAAUCAGGUACUGAAGAAAUACAGCUCAUUGUAAAAUUACGUUAAAUACGAAUAUGGCGCUAUCAGUAAGAGAUGUGUUAUUUGGAAUUGAAUAACAUCAGAUCAUGCAUUACAUUAUCUGAACAUGCAAUUAUUGUGUUUUUAGACAGGGUCAAUUAUUUUACCCCUUUAGCAUUGUCAUGUAUUAAGCUACUAUAUCCAGCUCUGGUGCUUGAGCACCAGAGUCACACGGGGUUUGGAGCUUCUCCAUUGUCUGGAGAUUGUUCAUUUUUAAAUCAACCACAUUCUUGUUUUACUUUGCGAGUAAUGGCUGUGUUAAUAGUAGAACUAUGGCUCCAGAGCAGGGCAGGAGGGUUGAGUUUAUACCCCAUCCUUAAAAUCUGCACUUUGCGACAGUCACAUUACUCCCAGUUACUCUCAAAAUAGACCUGAUAAUACAGCACUGGUGUCCACUGCUGUUCCUGGAGAUUCUGAGGGUUUAGAGAUGCUUUGAACGAUAGAUCUGCUGGAUGAAUGUGGCUCAAGUUCGGCUAGAAACAAGCACCAGAGACAGUAAUGGCCCUAGCCUUCGAGGGACCCUAAACAGGCCCCCCAACCCAAAAUUAUAAAUGAUAUAUAUGUUAAUUAUAUAUCUGGCAAUCAUGGGCCCUAAGCAGCUGCCUACGUCGUGUAUUGGCUCGAGUCGGCUCUGCCACAGAUCCAUAGUUUGUCAGUGGGCUCUGAUUGGCUGUUUUGGGGAAGCUGCGGAUACCCAGAAAUGAUUGCAGCAAAAUUACAAAAUUGAGGAACCAAAUUAUCCCUCAUGAAAAUGACAUGUUCCUGUCAGCGUUCCACCAUGAUACUGUGGAAAGAUUAGUGUGGCUUAGUCACAUACUCAUGUUGUUCAGUUUUAAUUUUAACAUGAAGGUUACUCGUGGGUCCGUUCUUGGAAAUGCUCUUUAUGUUUUAACCCCUCAAUUUACCUCUAUUUGUUAGCACUUAAUUAUGUAUCUAUAAUUCUGCCAAGGAGAAGCUUGUAAUAAACUGGUGAAAUGGCA
This is a messenger RNA of Anguilla anguilla (European eel), 4121 nucleotides long. It is a transcript of the gene rorc, whose product is annotated as RAR-related orphan receptor C. Gene Ontology annotation, cellular component: nucleus. Gene Ontology annotation, molecular function: nuclear receptor activity; zinc ion binding; RNA polymerase II cis-regulatory region sequence-specific DNA binding. Lineage: Eukaryota; Metazoa; Chordata; Actinopteri; Anguilliformes; Anguillidae. The record is from RefSeq and is a predicted model, not a curated record. Gene Ontology annotation, biological process: regulation of transcription by RNA polymerase II. The coding region runs from base 1008 to 2483 and encodes 491 amino acids. The transcript has 11 exons.